AUGACGGCUACUGAACAACGAACACCCGGUUUAUUUCCCCACCAAAAUGGUCGCACAUCUCCAACAACUGUUUCAUGUUUAUCAGCAAAUGUUGGUUCAAUAACAGAUUUUCUUUUUCCUCCAUCACAUUCCACAUUAACUUCUUCUCCAAACAUUCCUUCAAAUGAAAUUCAUCACUCACCAUCCGAUGAAUUUCAAUCAGCACUACCACAAAUUCUCAUACAUACCACAAGUGAAGAAUGUCUUGAUGUAAAUCAGGAAUCACCAAUGAAUACUACUCGAAUAUCAGUAUCUGAAAGUGAUAAUGAACCAUCUAGUGCUGGAAAUAAAGAAAAACUAGGGCAUCGUCGUGUUGAUGAAACUGGAACUGUAACUUAUAAACGUGUAGUGGUUGAUGAUCUUGUUAAAUCAUUACAAAUAGGUCUUAAUUAUGUUCUUGGUAAACAUCAUCAUCCACAACGACAAGUACUUUUACAAGAUUUUCAGCAAAUAGAAUAUCAAGAUUUUCCGCCGGAAGGUUCCAAAUCAACACCAAUGCAUCCAUAUGCUGAAUUUCAUUUAAAAACUUAUGCUCAAACAGCAUUUCGUUUUUUUCGUAAUGCCUUUGGUGUUGAUCCAUCAUCAUUUAUGUUAUCAUUAUGUGCUAAAGAUUUACGUGAAUUACCAAAUCCAGGUGCAAGCGGUUCUAUAUUUUAUAUAACAGCUGAUGAUACCUAUAUACUAAAAACAGUAUCAAAAAAAGAAGCUCGUUUUUUACUUAGUCUUCUACCGGGAUAUUAUAUGAAUUUAACACAAAAUCCAUUUACAUUAUUACCAAAAUUUUUCGGUCUUUAUUGUUAUCAAAGUGCAAAUAAAAAUAUUCGUUUUGUUAUAAUGAAUAAUUUAAUUCCAACUAAUGUUAGAUUACAUGAAAAAUAUGAUUUAAAAGGAUCAAUAUAUAAACGAAAAGCAUCAGAAGAAGAACGUAAACGUGAUUUACCAACAUUAAAAGAUAAUGAUUUUAAAUCAAUAAAUUUACAUGGUUUAAUAUUAGAACCAUUUUUUCAUGAUCAAUUAAUACAAACAAUUGAAGAUGAUGUUCGAGUUCUAGGUAGUUUUGAUAUUAUGGAUUAUUCACUUUUACUUGCUGUUCAUAAUAUAACGGAAGAAAUGAAAUCAAAACUAAGUUUACCAUCACUAACACCAUCAUUAUUAUCAUCACCACCAACAACAUGUAAACGUACAUCAUCAUCAUCAGAUUUAACAGCAAAUUCUUCAUCAAGUAUUCAUGAAGAAUUACGAACAACAACAUCAACCGAUUCAGGUAUAACUAUGACCACAAUACCAAAUCUUCCAACGUAUAUACAAUAUAUACGUGUUAUUGAAUUUAUUCGUACACAACAAGAACCAUCAUUACGACCAUCAUCAUUAUCAAAUGCUGAACAUUCUUUAAGUGAUAAUAUUGACACAGCAAGUAUUAAAACAGUUAAACCAGAAUCAUCACCAUUUCAAAUAAAUGUACAUCAACAAAUAUCUGAUACACAAACAAUAGUUCGUCGAAAUAGUAAGAGUCCAAUAAAUCGUCAUCAUGAUGCACCAUCACCAAAUCAUGUAACUAAUGCCUUAAUUGGUGGUGAUCUUUGGUACAAUCGUCAAAAUCUUUCACGUCUUGCUAUGGCUGGCAUUCCAGCUGUUAAUAAAAAUGGUGAUUUAUUAUUGUUAUAUGUUGGUAUCAUUGAUAUUCUACAAAAUUAUCGUUUACGUAAAAAACUUGAACAUGCAUUUAAAUCAACAUUAGUUACUCGAGAAGAAAUAUCUGUUUGUAAUCCAAGCCAUUAUGGUGAUCGUUUUGUCAGAUUUCUAUCACACAAAGUAUUCCGUAAAGGGGGUCCAAAUGGCAAUGCAUUACUGUCGGAUACUCAGUCAAAUACAGAUCGAAUUACAUUGCAUAGUAGUAGGUUAUUAAAUGCUUCAUCAUAUCGUUCUCAAACAAGUGACGAUAAUUCUUCAAUAGCGAAUAAUAACAAUGAAAUGCAUAGUAUCAAAUCUUGA
Molecule: messenger RNA, 2031 nt
Organism: Adineta steineri
Lineage: Eukaryota; Metazoa; Rotifera; Eurotatoria; Adinetida; Adinetidae
Source: the annotation of a GenBank genome assembly